AUGUUCGAUGGAGCACCAGACCAGUUCCACCAAUUCAUAGCACCAAGGACCACUCUUCCUCUCCACUUGUCCUUCCCUCUCCAUGCCUCUUCAACUCCCCCAACUACCUUCCUACCCUUUGAUCCCUAUAACCCUUCUCAAUCUCAACACCACUUGCCACUCCAAACCAAUCUCUUGCACCCAUUGCACCCCCCUUCUCCCACCCACAAACAUGAACAACAACGCAAGGUUGCUCCAAUCCACAACGUCCACAUUCAAACAGAUCAAACACAAUUACCAGACCUAACCGAUUCCUGGACCAACGAUGAAGUGCUUGCACUUUUGAGAAUCAGAUCUAGCAUGGAAAAUUGGUUCCCGGAGCUCACAUGGGACCAUGUCUCAAGGAAGCUAGCAGAGCUUGGGUUUAAGAAGAGUGCUGAGAAGUGCAAGGAGAAGUUUGAAGAUGAGAGUAGAUAUUUCGACAACAUUAACAACUUCGGCAAGAACAAUUACCGGUUCCUUAGCGAACUGGAGGAGCUUUGUCAAAACCCUGAUUCGAGUGGUGGUGGUGGUGACCGUGCAGGAGAUAAUGGAGUUGUGAGAAGUGAAAAGACCCUUCACCUUGGAGGAGACAACAUGGGCCACCAACAAUGUGAUGGAACAAGUGACAAGGUUGUGGUGGAAAAGUCAAAGGAGCGCAAGAGGAAGAGACGUGAUAGGUUCGAAAUGUUCAAGGGUUUUUGCGAGAGUGUUGUCAACAAGAUGAUGGCUCAACAAGAAGAGAUUCACAACAAGCUCCUCGAGGACAUGGUCAAAAGGGACCAAGAGAAGUUCGCCAGAGAGGAGGCGUGGAAGAAGCAAGAGAUGGAGAGGAUGAACAAGGAGCUUGAGAUCAUGGCACAGGAGCAAGUUAUUGCCGGAGAUAGACAUGCCACCAUAAUUGAGUUCUUAAAGAAAUGUGCAACAACUUCAUCAUCCCCUCCAAGCCAAAAUCCCAAGCACUACAACAAAGAUGGUUCAAGUCUUCCAAAUAGUUUAUUGCACUCGCAAAACCCUAAUAGUCCUUCCAGCGAAGACAACAAUCUCGAUCCAACACCAUCUCCUAAAAUGAUUCUGAAUCAUGAUCAAACCACAUUGGGAGCAGAAAACCCUAGCUCAAGUGACACAUUGUUACAAGUUCCUUCUUCCUCCAAUUCUUCUCCAACUCCCCACAACCCUAGUUCUUCGCUCAAUAGCCAUGAUAAUAUCAUUCCAUUGGAGUCAAAUUUAGUUUCCACACAUAAGGCAACCUCAAUAGCCACUAUAGUCAGCGCUGAGAAUUCGAAAGAGGAUGUUGGGAGAAGAUGGCCUAGGGAUGAAGUGUUAGCACUGAUAAACCUGAGGUGCACGAGUAUAAGUAACAACAACAAUGAAGAGAAAGAAGGAAACAAGGGUCCUCUGUGGGAGAGAAUCUCGCAAGGGAUGUCAGAGCUGGGUUACAAGAGAAGUGCAAAGAGGUGCAAAGAGAAGUGGGAGAACAUAAACAAGUACUUCAGAAAAACCAAGGAUGUUAACAAGAAAAGGUCCAUUAACUCUAGGACCUGUCCCUAUUUCCAUCAACUGAGUUGCUUGUAUGGUCAGGGAAAACUUGUGGCACAGUCUGAAAGUGAAGGGAACUACAUGAGUCCAACCGCUAAUUCCGGCCAACUGCCACCACCGGAUGAUGAUGAACAAGUUCAAGCUGAUGAGUCUUCUCAAGUGGGGUCUGGUAGUUUGGUUCAGUAUGCAUGUUAA
Molecule: messenger RNA, 1752 nt
Organism: Sphenostylis stenocarpa
Lineage: Eukaryota; Viridiplantae; Streptophyta; Magnoliopsida; Fabales; Fabaceae
Source: the annotation of a GenBank genome assembly